UCUGGGCCCUGCGGCUGGCGGCGGAGCCUUGUGCCUCCGCCAUAUUGUCUGUGUGAGGCCGGUGAGGAAGGCGGGCGGGCAGGCGCCGAACGAGUGAGCGGGCGGGACGUGGGGGUUGCCGGCGCCGCCGCCACUACCUCAGGUGACCGGCGGGACUUGUGGGGUGGGGAGCAUUUUGCCGUGGUCCUAGUGGAGGGCGGAAGGAGAGGCGUGACUGCCGGUCAAAUUUGCCGUCUGUUUCCGCAUGUCCUCCUAAAGACGAUAAGACUUAGCUUGUUGGAUGAAACCAAGUUGAAAAACUCAAGAGCUCUUCCUGAAAUCCCGUCCUGUGAUUUGCACUGCAAUUAGGAAAGGCAAAUACGACAACUGUGUAGCCUAACUCAUCCUGCCAAACUGUCCGAUAUGUCGGGACCCGUGCCAAGCAGGGCCAGAGUUUACACAGAUGUAAACACACACAGACCACGAGAAUAUUGGGAUUAUGAGUCACAUGUGGUUGAAUGGGGCAAUCAGGAUGACUACCAGCUCGUCCGGAAACUGGGCCGGGGCAAAUACAGCGAAGUCUUUGAAGCCAUCAACAUCACGAAUAACGAAAAAGUAGUUGUUAAAAUCUUGAAGCCCGUGAAAAAGAAGAAAAUCAAACGUGAAAUCAAAAUUUUGGAGAACUUACGAGGCGGCCCCAACAUCAUCACCCUUGCAGAUAUAGUGAAAGACCCUGUGUCUCGGACUCCGGCCUUGGUUUUUGAACAUGUAAACAACACAGACUUUAAGCAAUUGUACCAAACAUUAACGGACUACGAUAUUCGGUUCUACAUGUAUGAAAUCUUGAAGGCCCUAGAUUAUUGUCACAGUAUGGGGAUUAUGCAUCGAGACGUCAAGCCCCACAAUGUCAUGAUUGACCAUGAACACAGAAAGCUGCGGCUAAUAGAUUGGGGUUUAGCUGAAUUCUAUCAUCCUGGACAAGAAUACAAUGUCCGGGUGGCUUCCAGAUACUUCAAAGGCCCCGAGCUCCUUGUGGACUAUCAGAUGUACGACUAUAGCUUGGACAUGUGGAGCUUGGGCUGCAUGCUAGCCAGCAUGAUCUUCCGAAAGGAGCCGUUUUUCCAUGGCCAUGAUAAUUACGAUCAGUUGGUGAGAAUAGCCAAGGUGUUGGGAACGGAAGAUCUGUAUGACUAUAUUGACAAAUACAACAUUGAGCUGGACCCCCGUUUCAACGACAUCUUGGGCAGACACUCCCGGAAGCGAUGGGAACGCUUUGUUCAUAGUGAGAAUCAGCACUUGGUCAGCCCGGAGGCCCUGGAUUUCUUAGACAAGUUGCUGCGAUACGACCACCAAUCUCGCCUCACAGCAAGAGAAGCCAUGGAACACCCCUACUUCUAUCCCAUCGUGAAGGACCAGGCUCGGAUGAGCUCGACCAGCAUGCCGGGGAGCAGCACGCCCGUCAGCAGCGCCAGCAUGUUGUCAGGGAUUUCUUCAGUGCCAACGUCUUCGCCCCUUGGACCCCUUGCAGGCUCUCCUGUGAUCGCUGCCGCCAACACCUUGGGCAUGCCUGUUCCAGCUGCCGCGGGAGCCCAGCAGUAAAGGAGGGCCUCCCACCUCCCAGAUGCCUGACCAGAGCCAAGCUGGGGUGGGGUCCCCCUCCGCCCCCUCUCCAGGACAGCAGCAGCCCAGCAUUGCAGGAGGGGAGGAGACGGUCGGUCGCCUUGGGGAGCCACGUCUGAGCAGUUGCUUGUGGAUUUAUAGUAGUUCAGUCAUAAAAUUAGGCCAACUUCC
Messenger RNA from Varanus komodoensis (Komodo dragon), 1770 nucleotides. It is a transcript of the gene CSNK2A1, whose product is annotated as casein kinase 2 alpha 1. Gene Ontology annotation, molecular function: ATP binding; protein serine/threonine kinase activity. Bases 403 to 1578 code for a protein of 391 amino acids. Gene Ontology annotation, cellular component: cytosol; nucleus; protein kinase CK2 complex. The transcript has 15 exons. Gene Ontology annotation, biological process: protein phosphorylation. Lineage: Eukaryota; Metazoa; Chordata; Lepidosauria; Squamata; Varanidae. The record is from RefSeq and is a predicted model, not a curated record.